UUGCUGUUCCCGUAGGCCUAAUCCACGAGUAUCCCGUGAGCAGCAGCAGUCAUGUUGUCAGAUCCAAUCUAUGCGGUCGUAGACCUCUUCACACGCGAGACAGCAAUUGUCAUAGUACCGCUCUUGGGGCUUGCUGUCGCGUUGCUGUGCUGGAGACUAUGGCGCUUCACCAUCAUGCCGCUCAUGAACCCCACGGCGCCAAAGGAGCUGCCGUACUGGAUUCCAUUUUUCGGCCAUGUUCGUUCGUUCUUCAAGGAUUACAAUGAAGCCAUCGACGAGGGAAGGAAAUACUUCAACGACUCCAACUUGCCGUUUAGCGUCUCCAUCGCGGGGGCGCGCAUCUACAUCUGCUACGCCCCUGAAGACGUCGCGGGGCUGUAUCGCAACACCACGACAAUCUCGUACGAAAACGUCAUCAAGGACAUGUAUAAGUGGAUCGGGGUCUCAGAGGAUGGCUUCAACAAAAUGUUCAACGUUGACGAGUCCUGCAAGCACAACGUUGGCAUGCCUCACGCGCUGGCGCCCGCCGUGAUGAUCAACGAGUAUCACCGUCGGCAGACCAAGCCAGGGCAUCUGUUCGACGAUCUCUUGCACAAGAGGACCAUUCCCGGACUUGACCAGACGUUCCAGGAAAUUGUGGACGGAUGCAGCUCGUCCAUCGUCGGACAAUCCGCCGACGAGGCAACAAGCGUCUCGCUCCUCGGACUCUGCACCGACCUGUUCCUCCGCGGCACUACGACGUCGUUCCUCGGCCAGAAGAUAUGGGAGGUCAACCCGUCGCUCUUGGACUCGUUUGCGCUCUGGGAGCGGACGAAUUGGAAGUACAUGUUCCAGAUGCCCGAGUUCAUCAGCGGGGACAUGGUGAGCGCCCGGGACGCCAUCAUCGGCACGUUUGCCGAGUACCUCGCCAUCCCGGCCUCAGAGCGAAGCGACAGCAUCGACUUCCAGAAAUCCGUCGAGGCCAUGAUGCGAGAUGUGGGCGUCGAUGAGAAAGACAUGGCCAAGGUCUUUAUGCUGCAUUUCUGGGCCGUGUUGGGAAACAUAUACAAAGUCGCCUUCUGGGCCAUCGCGCACCUCGCAUACGAUCCGAAUCUUCUCGACGCCUUACGGGCUGAAGUCGCCCCCGCAGUCAAGGACGGCCAGCUGGAUGAGGCCUUUCUCGCAGCAAACUGCCCCCUGCUAGAGUCACUUCUCAGUGAAGUGCUCCGUCUCACGGUCGCGACGGCUCUCGUUCGAGACGUGGUCGCGCCCACGCACAUCCGAGGCAAGACGCUCCAACCCGGGAGCAAGAUACUUGUAUGAAUCCCAUCCUUCACAGCAUACGCAUUCCUCGCUUCAAAUCCUCCUCUCGACGAUACCACUUCUGCGACGACUACUAACCAUUAUCCUCCCGACCUCCCAUCAGGUGCCCUACCGCCAACUCCAUCAAAACCGCUCCGUCUGGGGCGAAGACCCCCUCACGCUUGAGCCCGCGCGCUUCGUCGCAGAGCCGAAGCUCACGUCCUCGAAGUCGUACCGCCCCUUCGGAGGUGGCCAUACCCUGUGUCCUGGCCGCUUCCUGGCCAAGCGCGCCAUGGGAUACGCCAUCGCUGCGCUCAUCACAAAGUUUGAGUUGAGGCUCGACGUUGAGAGGACUCGCAAGGCGGUUGGAGGUAGCGGCAAGUCCGUCAGGUUCCCCAGGAUGGACUCGACGAAGCCGAGCCCCGGAGCAAGCUUGCCCCAUAGGGGCGAGGACGUGUUCUUGUUACUGAAGGAGAGAAAGGGCGCGAUUUAGCUGCAAUGGCUUGGGAGACGGGACGUUUCCUUGUCGCACGCCAUAAACGAGUCGUUUCCCACAUGGCCGUGUU
Messenger RNA from Purpureocillium takamizusanense, 1847 nucleotides. RefSeq lists its product as uncharacterized. NCBI's taxonomy places the organism in Eukaryota, Fungi, Ascomycota, Sordariomycetes, Hypocreales, Ophiocordycipitaceae. The transcript has 5 exons. The record is from RefSeq and is a predicted model, not a curated record. The coding region runs from base 52 to 1302 and encodes 416 amino acids. Gene Ontology annotation, molecular function: oxidoreductase activity, acting on paired donors, with incorporation or reduction of molecular oxygen; steroid hydroxylase activity; heme binding.